Messenger RNA from Camellia sinensis, 3126 nucleotides. Its product is annotated as homeobox-leucine zipper protein ATHB-8. Lineage: Eukaryota; Viridiplantae; Streptophyta; Magnoliopsida; Ericales; Theaceae. Gene Ontology annotation, molecular function: lipid binding; DNA-binding transcription factor activity; DNA binding. The record is from RefSeq and is a predicted model, not a curated record.
AGAGAGAGAGAGAGAGAGAGAGAGAAAAGUUGAUAUUGGUAGUGUGUGACAGUAGUGAGAGAGAACAAAGCAGCAGCAGAAGCGAUAGUAGUAGUAGCAAAAAACAGCAAAAGAGAAACAGCAAAUGAAAUGAUGCCCCAAAAUGGUCUCCUUCUGUCUCCUCUUUGGGAAUUUCCAAGCCUGUUGUUGAUACAAAACUAGAAAAUUCAACAUCUUUAUAGCUUCCUCGACGAUUCGUUAAUGGAAGAUCUUAAUUUCCCUCUUAAUGCUACGUGGUAGGCGCGACAAAAAAAGAAAAGUGGGUAACCUUUCGGUUCAAAAAUCAGUGAUGAUGGGGGUGACUUCGGCCUGCAAAGAGAGUAAAAUGGGAAUGGACAAUGGAAAAUAUGUGAGGUACACGCCGGAGCAGGUUGAAGCCCUCGAAAGAGUUUACCACGAAUGCCCUAAACCGAGUUCACUUCGUCGGCAACAGCUGAUUCGCGAAUGCCCAAUUCUCUCCAACAUUGAUCCAAAGCAGAUCAAAGUCUGGUUUCAGAACCGAAGAUGUAGAGAGAAGCAGCGAAAGGAGGCAUCACGUCUCCAAACAGUGAAUAGGAAGUUAACUGCAAUGAAUAAGCUUUUGAUGGAGGAAAAUGAUAGGUUGCAGAAGCAAGUAUCUCAGUUGGUGUAUGAGAACAGCUAUUUCCGCCAACAAACUCAGAACGCAAACCUUGCCACCACAGACACGAGUUGCGAAUCGGUGGUGACAAGUGGUCAACAGCACUUGACUCCGCAGCAUCCACCAAGGGAUGCAAGUCCCGCAGGACUUUUGUCUAUUGCUGAGGAGACUUUAACAGAGUUUCUAUCAAAGGCCACUGGAACCGCUGUGGAGUGGGUCCAAAUGCCUGGGAUGAAGCCUGGUCCGGAUUCCAUCGGAAUCAUUGCUAUUUCUCAUGGUUGCACUGGAGUGGCAGCUCGUGCAUGCGGCCUUGUUGGUCUAGAACCUACAAGAGUGGUUGAAAUCCUCAAGGAUCGGCCUUCAUGGUAUCAUGAUUGUCGAGCUGUGGACGUUCUUAAUGUGUUGUCUACUGGAAACAGCGGAACCAUUGAACUACUUUACAUGCAGGUCUAUGCGCCAACUACUUUGGCUCCAGCUCGUGAUUUCUGGUUACUGCGCUAUACAUCUGUUUUGGAGGAUGGAAGCCUUGUGGUCUGUGAAAGAUCACUGAACAACACUCAAAAUGGUCCCAGUAUGCCACCAGUGCAGCAUUUUGUGAGAGCAGGGAUGCUGCCAAGUGGGUAUCUGAUAAGACCCUGUGAAGGGGGUGGAUCGAUCAUCCACAUUGUUGAUCAUAUGGAUUUAGAGCCAUGGAGUGUACCUGAAGUAUUGCGUCCACUGUAUGAGUCAUCAACCUUGCUUGCUCAAAGGACAACAAUGGCGGCUUUACGCCAAUUGAGGCAGAUUUCACAAGAGGUUUCUCAGCCAACUGUCACUGGUUGGGGGAGAAGACCUGCAGCUCUGCGUGCACUUAGCCAGAGAUUGAGCAAGGGUUUUAAUGAAGCCGUUAAUGGGUUCACAGAUGAAGGAUGGUCUAUAAUUGAAAAUGAUGGCAUUGAUGAUGUCACCCUUCUUGUGAACUCAUCUCCUGGCAAAGUGAUGGGUGCAAAUCCUUCGUAUGCUAAUGGAUUUCCAUCUAUGAGCAAUGCGGUCUUAUGUGCCAAAGCAUCCAUGCUUUUACAAAAUGUGCCUCCUGCAAUACUUCUUAGAUUCUUGCGGGAACACCGAUCAGAAUGGGCAGAUAGUGGUAUUGAUGCUUAUUCAGCUGCUUCUGUUAAAGCUGGUCCUUGUAAUUUGGCAGGGCCUCAAGCUGGAUCUUUUGGUGGUCAGGUUAUUCUUCCAUUGUCUCACACAAUUGAGCAUGAAGAGUUCAUGGAAGUAAUCAAGCUUGAAAAUUUUGGACUCUAUCGAGACGACAUGAUUAUGCCUGGAGACAUAUUUCUCCUGCAACUUUGUGGUGGAGUGGACGAGAAUGCCAUUGGUACCUGUGCAGAACUGAUCUUUGCUCCAAUUGAUGCCUCUUUCUCUGAUGAUGCACCUCUUCUACCAUCUGGUUUCCGCAUAAUUCCUCUUGAUUCUGGAACAGAUGCCUCUAGUCCAAAUCGUACCCUUGAUCUUGCAUCUUCCCUUGAGGUUGGACCAACUGGAAAUAGAGGUUCUGGUGAUCAUUCUGGUCAUGGCAGGAAUGGAAAAUCUGUUAUGACAAUAGCGUUUCAAUUUGCAUUCGAGAUCCACCUUCAGGAAAAUAUAGCAGCUAUGGCCCGUCAGUAUGUGCGCAGUAUCAUAGCAUCUGUUCAGAGGGUGGCAUUGGCACUCUCUCCUUCUCAUCUUGGUUCUCAUGCUGGUUUACGGUCACUGCCAGGCACUCCAGAAGCUCAAACACUUGCUCGUUGGAUCUGUCACAGUUACAGGUGCUUUUUAGGCGUGGAGCUACUUAAACCUGAUAAUGAUGGAAGUGAAUCGAUCCUCAAGUCACUUUGGCAUCACUCAGAUGCUGUGAUGUGUUGCUCUUUGAAGGCAUUGCCAGUUUUUACAUUUGCAAAUCAGGCAGGACUUGAUAUGCUUGAGACAACACUGGUAGCACUUCAAGACAUUACAUUGGAGAAGAUUCUUGAUGACCAUGGAAGAAAGGCCCUCUCCUCUGAGCUCCCACAGAUUAUGCAACAGGGAUUCGCUUGUCUUCAAGGUGGUGUCUGCUUGUCAAGCAUGGGAAGGCCAGUGUCCUACGAGAGAGCAGUAGCUUGGAAGGUGUUAAGUGACGACGAAACUGCUCACUGCAUCUGCUUCAUGUUCAUCAACUGGUCAUUUGUCUGACAUUCUGAACAACAAGAACUUAGGUUUUAGAUCAAAACUAGAUAAGAACAUCAUCCUCCUUUUUGUCCUCCUGGCAUGGAAUGACCCAGAAAAGCCAGAACUGCCUCUACACUGUUUAAGCAAGCUGUAUUCAAGGCAUUUCAGGUUAUUUUUGGGUACCCUACACUCUGUAUUUCGCUUAAUCCCUAGUUUAUGAAUUGUUAUCCUUCGUUUACACUUGGUUACUACUCAAUGUGAUCAGUUACUAUUUAUGUGAUUGCCCUCAACUUUUAGAA